Molecule: messenger RNA, 1772 nt
Organism: Aegilops tauschii subsp. strangulata
Lineage: Eukaryota; Viridiplantae; Streptophyta; Magnoliopsida; Poales; Poaceae
Source: RefSeq, a predicted model, not a curated record
GUCCAUCGCUAAGCAGAGCACCAACCGAGAACGACAAAACGCAGGGGAAGGCACUGACGGCCGGCCGGCUACUCCCCCACUCCAAUUCCUCCCAACCCGCACGCGGCUUGCCAGGGCCGGCGAUGGCGAUCGCGCAAUCCCUAGCCCUGUCGUCCUCCGUAGCCGCCCGCGCCAGGGCCCGCCGCGCCGCGCCGUCCCGCGUGGCCGCCGCGGCGUCGGCGUCGGCGUCGGGCGAGCCCGCGCGGCGGCUCGCCGUCGAGUUCGACCCGGCGAUCCCGCUGGCCUCCGCGGUGACGCCGCCGAGCGGGUGGUACACCGACCCGGGGUUCCUCCGGCUCGAGCUCGACCGCGUCUUCCUCCGUGGGUGGCAGGCCGUUGGUCACAUAGGACAAGUCAAGAACCCAAAUGAUUUCUUCACUGGAAGCCUUGGAAAUGUAGAAUUUGUCAUAUGCCGGGAUGCAAAUGGGAAACUUCAAGCUUUUCACAAUGUGUGCCGUCAUCAUGCCUCACUCCUCGCAUGUGGAAGUGGUCAGAAGACUUGCUUCCAAUGCCCUUAUCACGGUUGGACAUACGGUUUAGAUGGUACCCUCCUGAAAGCUACAAGAAUAUCAGGAAUCAAGAACUUCAACAAGAAUGAUUUCGGUCUUUUACCAAUUAAGGUGGCUACAUGGGGACCUUUUGUGCUGGCCAGAUUUGAUGAUUCCUCUCAAGAUACUGUUGAUGAUGUGGUGGGCGAUGAAUGGCUGGGUAGUGCUUCAGAUCUGUUGAGUAGAAGUGGCAUUGACACUUCACUACCCCAUAUUUGCAGGCGAGAAUAUAUUAUCGAAUGUAACUGGAAGGUAUUUUGUGACAACUAUCUAGAUGGUGGAUAUCAUGUUCCAUAUGCACAUGGGGCCCUUGCAUCUGGCCUUCAGCUUCAAUCCUACGAAACACUUGUAUUGUUUACAUAUGAAAAAGUUAGUGUUCAAAGAUGUGAAAGUGCCCCAGAAGAACAAGACAUUGAUCGCUUAGGGACGAAAGCUACAUAUGCCUUUGUUUAUCCAAACUUUAUGAUCAAUAGGUAUGGUCCAUGGAUGGACACUAAUCUAGCUGUUCCAUUGGAUGCAACCAGGUGUAAAGUGGUUUUUGAUUAUUUUCUGAACGAAUCUCUUCUGGAUGACCAGGAUUUCAUUGAUAGAAGCUUAAAGGACAGCGAACAAGUACAGGUAUAUUACCACAAAACUGAUCGUCGGUCGCCAAGAUUGAAGACAUUGCGCUGUGCGAGGGAGUCCAGCGGGGCCUGGAGUCGCCGGCCUACGGCGUGGGCAGGUACGCGCCGUCCGUGGAGAUGGCCAUGCACCACUUCCACUGCCUCCUGCACGCCAACCUCAGUGGCUAGUGAUACUUAUGUGCGGCGUUCAAUAUUGUGUACUCCCUCCGUUUCUAAAUACAAGUCUUUGUAGAGAUUCCACUAAGUGGACUACAUACGGAGCAAUGAAUGAAUCUACACUUAAAAUGCAUCUAUAUACAUCCGUACGUGGUUUAUAGUGGAAUCUCUAUAAAGACUUAUAUUUAGGAACGGAGGGAGUAUAUAAUUGUGAACUGCCAUGCUGGGAGCACAUAGCCCAGGGCUGUAAUUCUACAGCUCGUCUUCUUCCCCCAUGGUACAAAACAGAGUGUUUGAACCGUGCGAAAUUGGACUAUGCCAGGUGAAACUAUAUCCGAAUAAAAUGAGUGAACCGUGAAACGGCUUUGGCCAUAUGAAAAGACCUCCGAAGCUCGAUAUUUGGCCA